Molecule: messenger RNA, 2547 nt
Organism: Styela clava
Lineage: Eukaryota; Metazoa; Chordata; Ascidiacea; Stolidobranchia; Styelidae
Molecular function (GO): calcium ion binding
Source: RefSeq, a predicted model, not a curated record
AGUUGUAGUAAGUAUUUUACUUUUUAUAUAAAAAUGGCUCCAUUGCCAAGUGCUCUCCGAGGAAAUUUAGCUGCGAGUGCUGAACAAGUUCUACAUCGUCCUCCAAUGUUUGAAAAGCAUUUCAAAUCGUCCAGGAAUAUUCAAUACAAACAAUUACAAGUUGAAAGAAAAUUCUCUCACUACGAACAGAAAAUCUUCAGCGCGCCCAUAGAUAGAUGCAAUACAAAAAUGCCAAGACGUUUGCAAACGAGCAAAGUAACACAACGCAUUCCAAACUCGAGGAUCGAUGAAGAAAGAAUAAAAUGGAAUGAACGACUGGCUGCUUGGUUGCAGGAAGAUAAGACGCCAUCGCUUGAAUAUAUCAAGAUAAGCGAUCAAUGUACUCCAAUUGAAAAGCAGCUAUAUUACUGCUCUGCAUGCCAUGAAUUUUUUCAUCUAAAUUUAAAAGAAAGAACAAAAAGAAUUGCUUGCCCCAGAUUUAAACACCAUGGUGAAGACCAUGUACGACCAGUUACUAUUAAGACGUCAAAAAGACGAAUCAGCAAGCGACCCCCAUUAGUCGCCCAAGAUCCGUUUGGGAAUAGACAGAAUUUGAAUAUUCCUUCACUGCAACCGCCUAAACUUUUCAAACGACAACCAAUGAAAGUUGUUGUCGAUGUACCUCGAUUACCAAGUCUUACGAAAACGACCGCCAGUGAAAAGACAGUGUCUCCUAGAACGAUCUCAAGAAAAGGCGAUAAAUCUCCAGGUCGUUCUUCAGAGGAUAUCGAAAAUACCAAGCCAAUAGAGCGGAAACCGUCACCCGUGAUACUGCCUAAUAUUUUCCAAUCACCAGCAGCAUACAGUAUGCCUGAAACUGAGUCACCCGAGUACACACCAGUUUUGGAGUUGGAAAUUUCCGAGGAACCUAUCAUUACUGAACAAAGUGAAAAGCCAGAGAUUGAUAUUACACCAAUUGAAGUAUCACCAGAACUUGUGGCUGAGCAUGGCUUGGAAAAUGCUAGUGCUUGUAUAGAAGAGUUUGAUCGUAAUUUCGUAGAGAACUCGUUUGAUGACGUAGCAUCAAACGUUGACGUAGCAUCAAACGUCGCAUCAGAGUUUUGUGAUGUAGAAUCGAUUGAGAAUGAUGAAGCAAAAUUAUCUGAUAUCGACGAAGAAGAGAUGUUUGAAUCGCAAAUUGAAAAUGACGCCGAUGUUAAUGGAUACUUCACUGACACAGAUAUUGAACUUGAUAUCCGAUCUCCCAGUAUUACGUCACAACAAGAAAGACAGGAAAGUAAAUCUCCGCCAGCAGUGCGACCCCGACCUCCUCCACCAGAUUUGCCAACAUUUCGCAUGAAAGAAUCUCCAGAAUUCCAAGAUUUCGGAAAGAAAGCCAAGCCACGAAUUCAACGACGACAAGCGAUGUUAUUGCCAACGUCUAAGCCAGAACCUAAACCGAAGUUGAAGGAGAAAGCACCAAAAACAAAAAGAAUGUCCAAGGAAGAGAUGACAAAACGAAUGCAGCGGGCCAAAGCUAUAGAUGGAUAUCGGAAAAGGUAUGAGUUCGGAACGGAGGAAUGGACAACAACAGACGAUGAUGAAAGUUCUGUGGCAUCAGAUGCAGACAUAUAUGAUGACUCGUUUCUCGAAAAAUAUUGCCUUGUUGAUCCUAAUCAUCUAGAAUAUUGCAAAAAGAGAUUCCAUAAAUAUGACAAAGACAAGGACGGAUAUUUAACAAGCGAAGAAGUUGUUAAUUUAAUUCAUAAAAUGUUUUCACCUAGAGUACUGGAUGACGUUCAUAUGUGCUAUAUAUUUAGGAUACUUGAAACGACAAGUUAUGACGUAUUUACUGACAAAAUGAAUCUGAAACUGUUUGCAAUAGUAACUGCACUUGCAAAAAAGAUUAGUCAACUCGAUAACCAUAUGAAGUAUUUAAUUGGGCGAGUCAACAUUGAAGUUGUUGAUUGGAAACUUUGUCGCGCAAGACAAUUAUUCGAACAAACGAUGAGAAGAAACGCACAAGGAAAUUAUAGAGUACCGAUGGAAUCUCUGUGGCUGGAACUUCAUGCUGGCGGAAUAUCGGAAGAACAUGAAAACCAGGCAAGACGAACACUUGCUCACAUGAAAGAAAUGGAUUUAAUGGAUUUUUUGACUUACCUUCCUCUGUUUCUUCUCGUCCACUCUCAAGUAGUGAAAAAUCCACUCAAUUCAGAUAGACAUAUUUAACAAAAAUGACGUUAUAAAGUGCACGAAGUAUAAUAUUGUAGCAAAUUUCAGUUAUAACUAUAUUGAAUUGCACUUAAACGAGAAUUAAUGGAAUCAUGAAAGCUCUUAUCUCUCGUUCAUGUUGAUAAUCAGGAGGAAAGAGACCACUAAUGCAAAUAUCGACAGGAUACCUGCAGAUUUUAAGAUUCGAAUUUAAAAGAAAAAGACAAUUAUAUGUAAAAACACCAUUUUAGUUUUAUCGUCGCCAAGAGUGAUUACUGCUGAUAUCAUUUCUAGAGUAAAACAACUUUUGACUUUUGAGUAGUCAAAUUUUGAAAUAAAAUUGUGAUUGUGCACCAA